AUGCCACGUUAUUAUACUUGGAAUGCUUCGAAUUUUCAAAGACGGAAGCAAGGCGAUGCGGUUCCUGGGUAUCCGGAUGUGCGUUCUACUGAUGCUCUUGGUCGUAUUUAUACAGUUCAUCCAAAGAAUGAUGAAUGUUUCUGUUUGCGGUUGUUGCUGGUAAAUGUGCGUGGGCCAACGUCAUUUGAGACACUACGGACUGUUAAUGGUGUAAUAUUCCCAACAUAUCGUGCUGCAUGUGAAGAACUGAACUUAUUAGAAAACGAUACCCAUUGCGAUACGACAAUCGCUGAAGCCAUUAUCUCUGCAUCUCCAUGUCAGAUACGCACAUUAUUCGCUAUCAUAAUUUCGACAUGCUUUCCAUCAAACCCAUGUAACCUGUGGCACAAAUAUAAGGAUAAUAUGUCAGAAGAUAUUUUACAUCAAAUUAGUAUCACUUCCAGAAAUCACGAUGUUGAGAUGAAUGAGGAGAUACAUAAUCGUGCUUUACUCUUGAUCGAAGAUAUGUGUUACCUCAUGUGCGGUAGUUCAUUAAUCAGGUUAGGAAUGCCAGCGCCCAAUCGUGAAAUGAAUGACGCAUUUAAUCGAGAAUUGGAACGGGAACGUGAAUAUCAGGAAUUAGAUUUAGUAGUUCAAACGAAUGUACCCCUGUUGAAUUCCCAACAAAAGGAAGUUUAUGAUACUUUAAUGAAGGCAAUCGAUGAUGGAAAUGGUGGUUUAUAUUUCCUAGAUGCCCCUGGGGGAACAGAUCGAGACGAAAUAAACGCUUGCCUCAAAUCGUCGAAUCUAUGUCGCUAUGUGAAGAAACUGCAGCUGACAACAAACAUGAGAGUUGCAUUGCUUAAUGAUACAUCUGCUGAAGAUUUCUCUGAGCAAUUGCUGACUAUCGGUAAUGGUCAAGUACCUGUGGAUGAAUCGAGCGGAUUGAUAUCAUUUCCAAAUAAUUUCUGUAAUUUUGUCUCAUCAAAAGGCGAACUUAUCAACAAUGUAUUUAAAGACAUUAUUUCUAACUACAAAAAUAAUGAAUGGUUGAGUGAGCGAGCAAUUUUAGCGGCUAAGAAUAAAGAUGUAGACGACCUGAACUAUAUAAUUCAAAAUAAGAUCAUUGAAACAAUGCAUUCAUUCAAAUCUUACCAAAUUCGUAUCACUUCAUGA
Messenger RNA from Arctia plantaginis, 1155 nucleotides. Lineage: Eukaryota; Metazoa; Arthropoda; Insecta; Lepidoptera; Erebidae. The record is from the annotation of a GenBank genome assembly.